AUGGCCGUUGCACGCUCCAUGCGCCGCACGAGCCCAAUCGGCCUCGUGCUAGCAGCGCUGCUAGCAUUUGGCUUCAUAUGCUUCAUGCUCUCGCCCUCAACUCCCUCCGCAACCUCCGCAUCCGCCAGCUCCCAACAGCGCCAGGAAAACGCCGCCGAACACCCCCUCUCCCCGCCGACCAAACCCUUCUUCAAAUCUCAAGCCGUCCGCAGCGAUGGCUUCAAGGCCGCCCCGCCGGUCGUGCACUACGACCUCAACAGCCUAACCAGCACCGCGGACUCCAUCGCCAACGGCGAGCGGAUCCUCAUCCUCACCCCGCUAGCCCGCUUCUACCAAGGCUACUGGGACAACCUCGAGAAGCUGAGCUACCCGCACGAGCUGAUCUCGCUGGGCUUCAUCGCGCCGAAGACAAGCGACGGCAACGCCGCAGUCGCGGCUCUGGAAAAAGCAAUUGCCAAGACGCAGUCGGGGCCAAUCGACAACCGCUUCGCAAGCAUCAGCAUCCUGCGCCAAGACUUCGACCCGCCGUUGAAAUCCCAGGACGAGAAGGCCCGCCAUGCAAUGGCCGCGCAGAAGGAGCGCCGCGAGUCCAUGAGUCGCGCGAGGAACAGUCUCGUCUUCACGACGCUCGGCCCUGCGACCUCGUGGGUGCUUUGGUUAGACAGUGACGUCGUCGAGACGCCUAAUACCCUCAUUCAGGAUCUGACGGCGUUCAAUCAGCCCGUUAUCGUGCCGAAUUGCUUCCAGCGCUACUACGAUUCCACGAAGAAGAGUUGGGAUGUCAGGCCUUAUGACUUCAAUUCUUGGGUUGAUAGCCAGAUUGCGCAGAACCUCGCUGCGAAUAUGGGGCCCGAUGAGAUCCUCUUGGAGGGCUACGCGGAGAUGCCGACGUAUCGUACCCUGAUGGCGUACUUGCCAGAUAUGAAAAAUCUGGAUCCGAAGAGGAUGCUUGCUCUUGACGGUGUGGGCGGUACGGCCCUGAUGGUCAAGGCUGACGUGCAUCGUGACGGGGCCAUGUUCCCUGCCUUCCCGUUCUUCCAUCUUGUAGAGACGGAGGGCUUCGCGAAGAUGGCUCGAAGACUGGGAUAUGAGGUCAUUGGACUCCCGGAUUACUUCGUCUACCAUUAUAACGAGUAA
Penicillium roqueforti is the source of this 1137-nucleotide messenger RNA. RefSeq names its product mannosyltransferase complex subunit MNN9. Gene Ontology annotation, cellular component: mannan polymerase complex. Gene Ontology annotation, biological process: protein N-linked glycosylation; cell wall mannoprotein biosynthetic process. The transcript has 2 exons. NCBI's taxonomy places the organism in Eukaryota, Fungi, Ascomycota, Eurotiomycetes, Eurotiales, Aspergillaceae. Gene Ontology annotation, molecular function: alpha-1,6-mannosyltransferase activity. Bases 1 to 1137 code for a protein of 378 amino acids. The record is from RefSeq and is a predicted model, not a curated record.